Messenger RNA from Bubalus bubalis (water buffalo), 1675 nucleotides. RefSeq names its product arylacetamide deacetylase. NCBI's taxonomy places the organism in Eukaryota, Metazoa, Chordata, Mammalia, Artiodactyla, Bovidae. The record is from RefSeq and is a predicted model, not a curated record. Gene Ontology annotation, molecular function: carboxylic ester hydrolase activity. The coding region runs from base 326 to 1351 and encodes 341 amino acids. The transcript has 6 exons. Gene Ontology annotation, cellular component: membrane.
UGAAAUGUUGUCUAAUACUGUCUUGCUUAAGAAACAGAACAGUUACAACAUGGGGAAAAAAUAUUUUGGCUUUCUGAUAUUGGGAGUCCUCUUAGCAGGUUAUAUUUAUGUACCUCUUCCAGAUAAUGUUGAAGAACCAUGGAAAAUAAUGCUGUUAAAUACUUUUUUAAAAACUUCAUCAUAUUUGUUAUCCAAGUCCUAGUCCCAGUUUGCCCUACACGUCACACUCCCUGGGUUGCCAGUCCAGUUGAUCUGAGCACACAUUGACUGCUGCCUACUGUGUCUAUGGGCCCUGUUUGGUGAAAUAUUGGGGCUAAACCAUUUCAUGAAAUUGAUGGCACUCUUUUCAAGAAUUCAAGGUUUUCCACCAACAUCAGAUGAGAACAUAAUUGUGAGAGAUACAACAUUCAAUGAUAUUCCUGUCCGUAUAUAUGUGCCCCAACAGAAGACAAAAUCAUUAAGAAGAGGCUUGUUUUAUAUUCAUGGUGGUGGCUGGUGUUUUGGUAGUAAUGAUUAUUAUAGCUAUGACCUUCUGUCAAGAUGGACAGCAGAGAGACUUGAUGCAGUUGUCAUAUCAACCAACUACAGACUAGCCCCAAAGUACCAUUUUCCAGUUCAAUUUGAAGAUGUGUACACUGCAUUAAAAUGGUUUUUAGACCCCCAAAAUCUUGAAAGCUAUGGUGUAGAUCCUGGAAGAAUCGGUAUCUCUGGAGACAGUGCUGGAGGGAAUUUAGCUGCAGCAGUGGUACAGCAGCUCUUAGAAGAUCCAGAUGUCAAGAUCAAGCUCAAGGUUCAAACUUUAAUAUAUCCUGCCCUUCAGAAUUUUGAUUUCGAUUUACCAUCAUAUCGAGAAAAUGCACAUUAUCCAGUUCUGUCGAAAUCACUCAUGGUCAGAUUCUGGAGUGAAUAUUUCACUACAGAUAGAUCACUUGAGAAAGCAAUGCUUUCCAACCAACACAUUCCUCUGGAAUCAAGCCAUCUGUUCAAAUUUGUUAAUUGGAGUUCUUUGCUCCCUGAGAAGUUUAAGAAAGGUCACAUUUAUAAGACUCCAACUCAUGGUAGUUCAGAGCUCGCUAAGAAAUACACAGGGAUUCUAGAUGUGAAAGCUUCACCAUUGCUAGCUGAUGACAGCAAGUUGCGUGGUUUACCCCUGACCUAUGUCAUCACUUGUCAAUAUGAUGUCUUAAGAGAUGAUGGACUCAUGUAUGUUACUCGACUUCAGAAGUCUGGAGUUCGAGUGAUCCAUAACCACGUAGAGGGUGCAUUCCAUGGAACACUUGCUUUUCUUUUUACUAAAGUUGGUUAUAGAGCAGCCAAUCAGUAUAUUAAUUGGCUACAUGAAAACCUGUAAUAAAAAUCUGAUCAAUAUAGAAAAAAGUUAGCCCCAGAAUUUCAGGAAAAAAGGACAAACACUGAGAGUAUUCACAUUAGGAAUACAUGUUUUAUAGACUACAGUCUUUCUAAAUCUGCAUGUAGGUAAUUAUUGUUAUUGUCAAGGAAUGAUUUUUAUAGGUUAGUGUCACUCACUUUUGUUUCUCAGAGUAUAUUAGAUUUUAUUUUUCACUUUUAGCUAUCACUUUGAAGCAUCUAGUUUUCUUACAUUCUUUUCAUUUUACUUGUUUCAUAAAUUAUUUCAGUUAGAAUAAAUGUCUGCUUGUUUAAUACCAACCAUUAA